AUGUUCCAUUCCUUUGUUUAUCAGAGGAGCUCAUCCAAGGGUCCACAGAUACCUGGGGCUGCACCUUCAGAUCCAGUGUGAGUACAAUGUAACUACCUCGCCAAAUUUUGUUGAGAUUGUUACUGAAACUUGUGAUUUUACAAAAGGUGCUUUUGAUAUCAUUUUUGGCCCAGUUCAUAUAUAAUUCCAUGGUUUCACAUCCAAUUUUGUUCUCAAGAUGGUCUGUAGGUCUGUAUUUCUGAGCAGUGAUGUCAAAAUUUUUAUUAGAAAAAAAUAUCAUUAAUGAACAUGCGAUUGGAACUAAUUUAUCUAGAAUUUCUUUUUGUCUCCCUUGUCACUUUUUUCCCCAAAAAUAAUUGAAUCCACAAAAAUUACUUAUUACUGUAUAUUCUCAUUGACUCCUGUGCCACCCGUAAUCAGCUGUGACAAGCCUUGGCCUCUGUUCCACCUCUGACGUCAUCACCUUUGACCAAAUUGGCAUCAACUAUACUCAUCCGUCUUCUGUAGAAGAAAACGAUCUUCCCAACAAUACCAAGAUUAGAGUGAUUGGCUUAAUGGAGCAUUAAAUAAUAUUAUGCACAAAAUGUUUAGAAUUUUGAGUGAAAAACUUAGAGCAAAAUUCCCUGUGACUACAUGUGGCCACUCCAUGGUAAAAAUUGCCUGACUGUCUCCAUGAUGCUUUCUUGAAAUGUUUUGAACUGGAAGCAAGCCCAGUAGAAGGUCAAUCACUGCAGCAAAAAGAUAAGAAAAGGAGAAAAAGGAAAGGCGAAGAAAAUUAAAAAAAUGAAAACCUUAAGACAUAGGUCACUUUCUCGAAAUUUGAUUUCUGGGCAUCCCAGAGCAAAGAUGUCAUAAAACUUGAUGCUAGUGGAAAGAAAGGCAUGCUGUCAUGAAGCAAAUGCCUUUUCGAGUAGUCUGAAGCUAAUUUGACCAAUAUCCAGCCUAAAAAUCUCCAAAACAUCCAAAAAAUGUGUUUUUGGCACUAAAAAUAAACAAAUCAAUAAUUGAUGUGGUAUUCUCUUUUUUAGGAGUGAGAACUUAGGGGACAUGGCAAAGGCUGGCAGUGUUCAUGAGUACUUGAUAGAGUUACAUGAGAAGUAUGGCGACAUAGCUGGAUUCUGGUGGGGAAAAGAGUUUGCUGUCAGUCUGUCAUCAGUUGAACAUUGGAAAGAAAUACAACCACUCUUUGACAAGCCAUGUAAGCUGAUGUUCAGUUAAGUUAUGUUACUAUAAAUAAUAGUGUAAGUAGAAAUUUAGCUCACAUAUAGCCACAGGGUUAAUGGAUAUUGAUUUGCUGUUCCUCUAGUUCUGGCACGAUUAUAUUGGUCAGCUGAAACAAUGUUUUGCUUUACCUUUGAUAGGUAUUUUAAAUUUAUUAAUGGUAAUAAUUGGUGUUGUUUGCCUUCAGAUGAGCAAUUUAAGUUUUUUGAGCCUCUGUUUGGAAAAAAGAGUCUGACAUACAAGAAUGGACCAGAAGCACGCAAGAAAAGGCAACUCGUUGAUCGCAGUUUUGGCCAUGAAGCAGUGACACACUAUUACGAUCACUUUACCAAGGUAUUGUUACUCUUGCAGUGUUCUGUUCCUAUAUUAUGGUGAAGGGAAGGUGCGGUGGCCUCAUGGUUAGUGUACUCCACUCUGGAGCGAGCGGUCCGGGUUCAAGCCCUGGCCUGGGACAUUGUGUUGUGUUCUUGGGCAAGACACUUUACUCUCAAGAUGCCUCUCUCCACCCAGGUGUAUAAAUGGGUACCGGCAAAUUUAAUGCUGGCGGGUAACCCUGCGAUGGACUAGCUCCUAGCCACUUCAUGCCACGGAAACCGGGAUAAGCUCCACCUGAUGGGCCACUUGGCUGGUAUGCAGACUUUGCCUUGGUGGAACUAGACAGUAUUCUUUGACACUAUCAGGCCACUAGGCACUUAUAUCUAGUUUCUGUAGCAUGAAGAAGUCGGAAAGUGGUUAUUAUUCCAUUUUAUAUAGGAUGGUUAACUCCAUCAUUAUCUUGCACCUCCGUCAUUUAAAUGACACCAGCACCCAGAGAUACACUUUGGUUGGUCAAAAUUUAUAAUGUUGCCAAAAUGGAUAAUGUUAUCCACUCUUUAAAGGUCAACGUGUUCAAACUUUUGACAAAAAGCUGGAAGUAAAUAUAUUGAAGUGUUAAGUAAGUAUGUAGACUGGUAAUGUAAAGAAAUGUAACCAAUCUCUGACAACCUAGCCAGGGAAGCUGUUCAGUGACAAGAUAAUUAAAAGUGAAUGUCUCCAAUAAAGAGACAUGCAAACAGGGCUGACUAACAAUUUGAUUUAUUUAGUGAAAUUAACAAUGGGGAACCAUAGAACCAUGGUUCUCUCAAUUCUCAGUAAGGUUUUCUGUCACAUUAUACCAGAGAGGCUGAAACAUGCCCCUAAUUACAAACUGGGUUAUGACCAGGCAGGGUUUAAGAAAGACAAUAAGUUUUGCACCAAUCAUAUUGCAUCCUUGAGGAUAAUCAUUAAGCGAUCUACAGAAUGGCAGUCACUCCGCUUUACGUGAACUUUAUUGCCUUCCAAAAAGCUUUUGACAGUGUUGUCAGGAAUGUCAUCUGGCAACUAAUGGGUCACUGUGGAGUUCACUUAAGUUUAUUAAGUUGAUUCAGGCCGCGUUUUAUGAUGCCUCAUCCUGUCAAGUCAUUCAGGAUGGGAAACUGUCAGAGCCAUUUGAGAUGAACACAGGGGUCCGUCAGGGCUGCUUGCUGUCACCAAUGAUCUUCAUAAUGGUUGUCGAGUGGAUUAUGAGAAAGACAGAGAGUCAGGGUAAAACAGGUAUACAAUGGAUAUUUACAACUCAGCUCUAUGACCUGGACUAUGCAGAUCGAUAAUAUAAUGAUGUCUCAGAAACUGCAACAUAUGCAAGCCAAGACUGGCCAUCUGCCUUGCAGAGAUAACCGGCUUCAGGAUCAGCAAAGAAGAGAAGAGGAGAAGAUAAAGCUGAAAGAUGUGGAACUUUAGGACGUUCACAGCUUUGUGUAUUUAGGGAGUAUCCAGGGCUCUACACAUACUUUUAACAUAACUUGCCACUAUGGAAAGUAUGCUUAAAAAAUUUACUCUGCACAGCAAAAAAUUUCGUUUCCAAAAUUGAAGGAAGCAUAUUUUUUACUUGCCAUAAUCACUAACAAACUCUGAGAGCCACUCUCUUCGAAAUCCAUAUCCAGUCUUCUUCCUUUUCUGUUCAAUUUUUCUCAGGCCCAUAUAGAGAACUGUAAUGAGUUAUAAUAAUUCAGAAAAAGACUAGCACUUUAAGUCGGAGGAUAAUUUGAUCAAAGGUGGCAACAAACGCCUUCCACACGUAUUAAAACAGUUAUACGUUUGUUGUAAUUUGUCAUGAAUUGGACAUAAUGGUUACCAUUGCCUGUUCUUGGUUUGUUUCUUCUUGACUCCUUGGCGAAACUUCAUCGCUAGUGCGUCAAAAAACCAAAACAGAAAAGGCUUAAUAUGUUGUUGAUCGACAGCAAUGAACGCAAAAAAACGCAUUCAAAAUGGCAAAUAACAUUUCAUUCCCGGUAUUGCUCAACUCCCCUACUGUAUCAUCUAUUUUGUGCCCAGUCGUUCUUUUUUUAUAUUUGCGUAUUUCUACAUGCAUUAAUUUUCUACCAGCCAAAAACUACUUUCCAGACCAGUUGUAGAAAACAACUUUCUUGAUCGGGCAAGUAUUUUUCGUCAAUUGACAUUUUUUACUUCCACUGAAUCUACUUUACUCUCUAGUGGUGAACAGGUAAGUGUCAGUGUCGAGCCCAUCACUUCAGAUGGAGUAGCGGAUGUAAUAUUUCAAAAACGAGUGUGAGUGUUUCAUCGGGGUUUCCAACACGAGAAAACUGGUGAAAGCACGAGGCCGCAGGCCAAGUGCUUUUAUUGUUUUUGAGUGUUUGAAACCCCGAUAAAACACGAAGCACGAGUUUUUGAAAUUACCUCUCCAACAAAAGAAAAUUAGUUUAAGCUAUCAUUUGAAUAAGUUUUUUCAAUUCAGCUAUUAUAUUUGAGACGUGAAAUAUGCAUGAACCUCAAAAAAAAGUGUAUGAUGUGCAUGGUCCUAUCACCUAAUUGCUGCGCUGUGACAAUUUUUGAAUAUUCAACAACUGAGGUCACGUUACCUAGCUGUUUGUCAUUUCCGAGCGAACACCUUGCUUCGCAAAGCAAAUGGCAGAGUGCAGAUUUAGACCUCCCAAAACUAGCGAAGAAGAGGAAAAGUGUGUGGCCAGCGCUAUUCCGAGGUAACGUUUGCAUUUAGUCUGAUAAAAUUUCUAACGUCAGUGCCAUUUUAGGUCGGAAGUGUGCAGCAUAGUUGAAAGUGAACCAAAACACGAGGUCGCUAUCAUUGAGCGAGAAUUCAAAUUUAGAAAAAGAAUGGCCUUUUCUGUUUUGGGUUCUUUAAGAACUGUUCCGUUACAUUCAACGUUAGCAGUAAAAAAAAAAUUUAGGUUUAAAGUUUGUUUCGUAAAAUGUGUGAUUAAAUAAAGUUGUUUAUUGCCACAUGUUUUUGUUGCUUUAUCAAUAUGCAGAUCAAGAAAAUUUGCAUCCGUGUUUGAAAUUGUUUCAAACACGGGUGUUCAAACAUGGCCUUGUUUUCAACUCGUUUUUCUUUGGGUUUCUGAACCCAUCCACCUGACCAGAAUAUGAGUGCUCUGGUUGGGUAAGAGCUGCAUGAAUAAUUAAUGAGUUUGAGAAAAAGAGGUAAAAAGCAGGAUAGGCAAAGCCAGGCAGGCCUUAAAUACCCUAAGACCAGUUUGGAACUUAACAUUAAUAUCCACAAAAACCAACUACGAAAUCUUUACUACCAGUGCGACAUCAGUUCUUCUACAGGAUUUUGAGAUCUGGAGAGUUACAAGAUCCAUAUCAAACAAGGUGCAAACCUUCACUAAUCAAUGUCUGAGAAAGAUCCUAAAGAUAAAGUCUGGCCAGAGAAAAUCACCAACGGGGAACCUUAGGCAAGUGCAGACUGAGAAAAAGUGUCUAUUUCCAGCAGAGAUCACCAGGUGCAAAUAGAAUUGGAUUGGCUACACAUUGCAGACAGGCCCUAGAAUGGAAUCCACAAGGUAAAUUUAAGGUAGGAAGACCAGUGAAAACCAGGAGGAGGUCAGUUGAAGAGGAACUCAGAGAAGCCAACAUCACCUGGAAUACAACGAAAAGAGAGGCCGCUGCUGCAGCAUUCCAACUGCCCUUUGUUUCACCAGGAACAUGAUGGCCUAGAGUUAACUUAUAAUGAACUGAUGCUGCUUCUUUGCUACAAAAACUGAAUUAAGUGAAGCGCUGGCAAGAACAAGCCACUGAGUUCUCACUACCUCUUGCUAUUACCUUUCCUUUUGCACCUGUUGCCCAUCGCUUACAGUCUUAGUUAGUCAAAGCCUUUUGCAUUAAUUGAAUUUUUUUUUUAGAUCGCAAAAGGGACAGCAGAGAAGUUUGUCACAUACUCUCAGACUCAGGAACAUAUUCCGUUAGGGAAAUACAUGCUAGCCAUGGCCAUCAAAGCCAUAUCUGUAGCAGGAAUGGGUCGCUUCUUUAUGGACAAGAAGGAAAUUGACAAAAUGGCAAUAGCAUAUGAAGAGGCAAGUAAGAGUUUUGUAACAUUUACUUCAGUCUCAAUUUCCAGCCAAUCUCCCAAAAUGGAUUUCCCCCUCUGUAGAUAUUCACUAUCAGCAUCUUAACUGCUGCUAUCAAUAGUGGAUCAUCAUCAUCAUGUUUAGGUUCCAAGUAAUUAAUUGCCCUGCUGGCUUUUCUCUCUUCUGCAUUUUAUUAACCCUAAAAUAAGGGGGCUCUCCGAACCCCUCCCCCAGAUGUGCCGCUGAUUUGUAGAACAUAUCACAGCAGCAAAGCCCUUUGUACAUCUUUGUGUUGUGUGUCUAGAACAACAUUUUAGCUUGCUUGCACUUGUUUAUUACAGUUAUUAAUUUCAUGAGGCAUAAAUGCCUGUCAUUUAAAGCUCAAUGUAUUGCACUGUCGUGAGAAAAAGUGAUAGUCAGUGCUUUUGAUUGUUAAGUCCACAAUGUAAUUCCAUUCUAUCAAAUUUAGUGUUGGAAUGAAAUGGAGGCUCGGCUUGCCGGUCCUUGUCCUGCUCCUGACAGUGAAAGGGAGAAAAAAUUUCAGACAGGUAAUACGUAAAUCAGUAGUUUGUAUAUGCUAUUGUGUAAAGUCUGCAUACGAGCCAAGUGGCCCAGUAGGCCAGCACUUAUCUGCAGUUUCCUUAGCAUGAAGCAACUUGGAGUAAUUCUAUUGUACUUCCCCCCUGGAUGAGAUGCUAGUCAAUUGCAGGGUUAAAGAAAACAGUAUUAAAUUUGCCAGGACCCAUUUAAACUCCUGGGUGGAGAGAGGCUCAUACUGUAAGAGUAAAGAGUCGUGCUUAAGAACACAAUGCAAUAUCCUGGCAGCCAGAGCUCAAACCUGAAUCGCUCAAUCCAGAGACGAACACACUUACCAUGAGGCCACUGCCGCUCAUAGUUAGUGGAAGAUCUAGAUAAUGUAUUAAAAUGAAUCUUACUCUGGGUUGGGCUGGAGAUACAAUGUAUUGGCCUAUCACGGUGCCUUUUCCACUCUGUGCUGGUAAACUUAAAAGCAAUCAUACGAAUUCUAGGGGCAGUGUUAAUACUGUGGUGACACAGCAUCCCUUCUAGAGGGAAUGGUAUUUUCCUAGUCAUUUCAUGCAACAGAAACUUGUUGAAGUAACUCCUUCAGUGUAACUUGCAUGAUCAUGCUUGCUUACCAUGGCAAUGGAAGAUGAAAAAAUGAGAGCCCUUCUAAUUUUUUUUGUGUUUGGUUCAAAACCAUUAGAGAAUAAGCUCAAAGUAACAUAUCAAGCUAGAAAGUAAGGACAUAGAGGAGGGUGUUUUUGGUCUUCAAACAUUUUUUUUAAAGUUUGGCCCAUAUUUUUUACCUAGAAAUCAAAUUUGUUUAGUGUAAAUAAUUCCACUAAGUAAUCAAUUGAUGACAUACUGUACCCACUCAGAUUCUAUUUGUUUUGUACGAAUGUAAAGCUAACUGUAUUAUUUCAAACUUCAUUCUUUCUCUCAUAUGCAGCAAAAACUUACAUGAAAGAUACGGUCAAGAACCUGCUGAAUAAGAGAAAGCAAGAAAAUAAUAAAGAGGAAAUGCUGUUCAUUGAUUCCAUUUUGGAUUGUGAUCUUAUGGAUGAAGAAGAGGUAGCUUGAUGGAGUUAAAUUUUCUGUUCCAAAAUGUACUUUGUUAAUGAAUAUCUUCCUUUGUCUUGGACUGAAAAAAAGUAAAUAGUGAAAAUUGAUGAAGUUAACCUAUAAUAGCUUGUAUUAACUUGGUGUGAUUUUACUCACAAGUGUUUUUCUGCAUAUGCUUGGGGCAAGCCAUGAGGAAAAUUUAACUUGAAAAAACAUACAAUUUGCGCACAAAAUAUUGACAGCUAAGCAGGUUAAACUUCAAAUUACAGUAACUGUUGUAAUAAUAAAAUAAAAUUAUUAUAGGUCACUACUUGUUGUAUAACCACAUUCAAUUUUUUGAGAGCAAGUUUUAGCUUAAUCAUUAAGUAAGCACAAGGUAUGUAUUUUUUCUUGCUCUUUGUAGAUGAGCGAUAAUGUGAUAACAUUCCUAGUUGGAGGCUUUCACACCACAGGGUUUAGUAAGUACUGUUUAAACAAUAAAACAGUAUCAAAAAUACCCUAUGAGGUGUAUUACACAAAGUCAAUUGGCUCAAAGGUACCUUGAAAAAGUGCAGUGAAUUCUAAAACAGUAUCAAAAAUGCCUUAUAAGGCGGUAAUUAGAGGGUCAAUUGGCACAAAGGCUUCUUCAAAAAUUAGCUGUGUAUUAUUUAAGGUUAACACACUCAUUGCUCGUGAAUUAUUGGUCUUUACCUGCACUCGUUCACUAAUAAUGAACUCAAAUUUUUCAAUACCGCACAAGGUCGUGUGUUAACAUUUUUAUUAUUCAAAUUGAAUACACUGCAAAAAACUCGUCUAAGUUCGAGUCAGCCAAAGCCAUGGUGUAAUGACAGACGGCUAUUACACCACAAUAAUGACAUCAAGGAGGUUGUUUCGUCACAACCCAGUAUCACAUGGUAAAAAUCAACCAAUCAGAAAAUCGGAAUUCCUACAGUGUAUGAAAGUUUAAUAAUUACAGGUUAACACACUCAGCGAGUGAAUUAUCGGGAUUUACCUGUACAAGUUCGCUAACAAUGAACAAAACAUUUCAAUACCGCACAAGGUGGCCUCGUGCGGUAUUGAAAAUUUUAAGUUCAUUGCCAGUGAAUGAGUGCAGGUAAAUCCUAAUAAUUCAUGAACAAUGAGUGUGUUGACAUUUUUAUUAUUCAAAUUGAAUUCACUGCAAACAAAAAUCGUCAAACUUUGAGUCAGCCGAAGCCAUGGUGUAAUGACAGUGGUGUAUUGAAUUUACACCACGGCUAUUACACCACGAUAAUGAUGUUAAGGAGGUUGUUUUGUGACAACCCAUUGUCACGGGGUACAAAUCAACCAGGCAAUCAGAAAAACAGAAUUCGUACAGUGUAUGAAAUUUGGAUAAUGAUAAUAAUUAUAAUUAAUUGCGGUAUCAAAAAUGGCUCAUAUGAUUGGUGUAUUAGAGACAAAUUUGGGACAAAGAGGCAGCUUAAAAAAGUGCAGUGUAUGUUGUGUAUUGUGCCUUUUCACUGCUCCAGCUUUAUGCCAAACAAAUCUGUUAGAUUAGAUCUGUUUAGUAGCAUAACAUGCAUGGGAACAUGGAAAGUUUCCUGUUGUUCUUCAUGUUCUUAAGAAGACGCAAAACCAGGCAAUUUCAACAAGCUAACUGUAGUGCACACACUAAAUCAUUAAAAGCAAUAUCCCACCCUUUCCAUGAACAAGCACAGAAAGCAUUUUUAAUGUGACUGUAUCAUGACAUGACCUUUUAGUGAUCUUUUUAUUUCAUUUUAUCAGUGAUGACCUGGUGUUUGUACUAUCUGACAAAACAUCCCGAGGUUGAAGAAAGAGUUUUUGCCGAACUGGACAAAGUAUUGGGAGAUGAAGACAUCAAACCACAAGUUGCCUCGGAACUGAAGUGAGUGCACUUUACACCAUCUAAGUUUCAAAGCUCAGUUUUUUGUUGAUGAGAAUUCCUAGUGGAGGUGGUGUGGCUGAGUAGUCAGGGCACUGGAUUUGAAAUCUGGAGAUUGCUUGUUCAAUAAUCCUCGUCUCUGCCACUUAAUGGGUUUGUGUUUUGUAAUCCCAAAUUCAACUCUACCUUGUCUUGUAAAUAGCCAACUGACCAGCUUAUCAAUUGGGAUUCUAAAAUACUUUGGUACUGGUAGUUAAAUAGAGUGAUCUAAAGUGAUCUAUCUCCUGACCUGUAGGGACUCCCAUUUGAAAAGGCUGGGAAUACUUGUCAUCUUCCCUAGGGAUGCAUAUCAAGGACAAACACCACUAUUUUUAGUAGUCAGUGUAUCUUUCAGAGUGAAAUAACAGUGAAAACCUGCUUUCAUAAAUUGAUAUUUUUAGCCUAGAUGUCUGCUGCUCUUUCGAGUUCAGUUUACUAAUGCUGGCUGCUACAUUUCUCUAAAAGUGGCUGGUUAUCUAGCCAAGUUGGUUGUAAGCGGUAUCUUUUAGGAGUCAAAUCAAACUCAAGCCAUGCCCAGAUUGGGGAUUAAUUCAAAUUUCUGAUGAGCAUCUGUGACCUUAAUUAUAUAGGUGUCCCCCUGGUUCUGAUGAACUGUUCACAACAUGAUCACGAAUGACCACAUGGUUUCCAUUCAUUUAGGUACACUCGUCAGGUGCUUGAUGAGACCAUGCGUGCCUCUGUACUGGCUCCUUGGGGUGUACGAAUCCAUGAGUUUGAUCUCCAAGUUGGAGAAUUUGUCAUUCCUAAAGAGGUAAUCAUAUGACAUAAUGAAAUAAACAUGUGUUUUACUCCCUGCUUAAUUCAUCCAAUGAGAGAAAAAUUUCUAUAAAUCCACCAAAAUAGAUGUACAGUUAUAUGGAUCUUUGUUGUGACUGGUUAUUGCCAGGCAAUAAUUUUUCAUGCAGAAGCUAAACAACCAAUCAGAGCAGAAUUGAGUACUAUGUCAUUGUUAGGAAAUUAGGGUCACGUCGCAGCUCUUACAAGGUCUCACCUGAUUGGAGACCACCCUUCAGGUUGACUAACAAAAGAACAAACGACAGAAACAAUGGACCCUAGCCCUAAAAGUAAAGGGCUGCAACCCUAUCCCCGCUUAUGAAAUUUAGAGCUUGUAGGAGCUCCCAGGCUACCCGGGGGAAAUUAAAGCAAUUGCCAAGUCACCAUACCACCUUGAUACUUUUGAAAAAGGAUACUGGACAGAAGACCUUUAAGACUAGUAAUGUGUGUCACGCAAUUCAGUAUGUUAUGUAAUCAUCAGAUCUCAGCCUUGUUACGUAAUCAUUGAGUUUAAGUUUUGAUUGACAGUUUUAUAUUUGCAGAGAGCUAACACGCGGUUAGAAUUGAAGCAGAUUUUAGCUUGAAGAAGGUGUUGUAAAGGGAAAUUUUCGCAUUAAACCGUUGCUGAAAUCAUGUGUUUUGUUUACCAUGUGUCAUGUUUAUCAGGGAGGUUGGGCCGAUUAGUGGAACCAGAGGCUGUUGUGAAUUGGAUCAAACGGGACAGUGAAGAGCAAACUUCCAAGCUACCUUGACGAGUACAACUGGCGGAAAUGCUACCCUGGUGAUCCGUUUGACAACUUGCUCGAAGCCAUCGCAGAGUUCUGCCCACCAAACUAAGUUUACUUAGUUUUACAAACAAACGGCUCCUUAAGGAGCCACCAAAUAAAAAGAAAGUUUUGAAUCAACAGAACCAACCAAUUAUCGCAUCACGCAUCUAAGUCUAAUUAUCGAAUUGUAACGUAUAGUAAUUUAUAACUUAACAUAACGAGUAAAAAGAUUCACAGUUGUAUCAUUUAUUAAACUUGAAAUUGGAAAUAGCAAUUCAUCCCAAACCUGCAAGAUAGAGAACGAUGUUAGCAACACAAACGCACAAGGUAAACAUCAUUGAUAUAUACAUGACAUGCUAUAAGAGGCCGCGUUGCAUUGUAGGGCGAUUUGAACGAAAGUGUUCGUAUAUUGAUACGCAGCUUAUGGUUUUCAGAGUUUUUGGCCGAGUUUUCGAUUAAAUUAUCUUCCAAUGCGAUUCUUAGAUUGUCUGGUGUGUUGUAAAUUACGCAAGUGAUAUAUCCUAUACGCAUCUGAUAAGAACAUUUUGGAAGAAACGUUUCUUUACAUACUUUCAACUUUGCCGUCGAGCGGUAAGUAGGUGAAGUCUGUCGAGUAUUAACUACAUCACCAUUACAGAAUGUUAUGUCAAAGUUAACUGCUCGUUGCUCGUUUUUUCUUAACCUGUCGGUAACCUGUUGGUUAGCUGUCGGUAGACUGUCGGUAACCUGUCGGUCAACUGUCGGCCGACAGUUGACCGACAGUCGGCCGACAGGUUUUUUGGGGAGCUCUUCUUCACAAUUACCAACCCUUAAGCAGUUCUGGGAGAUUGAGGGUUACGGGACUGAGCUAUGUGAUCGAAUUGUGUGCACUGAAGAAGAAAACGUGGCCUUAGAGAAAGUCAGCAGCUCUGUUCGCUACAACAAUGGAAGAUACAGUUUUGGCGUGCCAUGGAAAAAAACAGAGGCCUCAGCUACCCAACAAUCGGCAAAUGGCAGAAUCUCGUCUUCUCAGCACCGAGAGAAAUCUGGAGAAGAAAGAGUUUGUUGAGAAGGAGUAUCUGAAGACUAUUGAAACAUACAUGGAGAAAGGGUACCUUUGUAAAGUCCCAGAAACCGAAGCUCCACCCCCUGAAAUUUGGUACCUACCGCACUUUCCGAUUGUCAAGAUGAGCAAGUCCGCAACAAAAGUGAGGAUUGUCUUUGAUUGUUCUGCAAGGUGCAAUGGAGUCUCUUUAAAUGAUGUCAUUCAUGCUGGGCCAAAGCUUCAGAGAGAGUUGUUUGAUGUUCUAAUUCGUUUCCUCCGCAACCCAGUAGCCCUUGUGCGACAUCCAAGAGAUGUAUCUCCGGAUAGAAAUUGAAGCUGAAGACCGGCCAUUGUUCCGAAUUCUCUGGCGAGAUGGAGAAACAGACCGCGAUCCAGAUGUGUACAAGUUCAGCAGAGUUGUCUUUGGAAAAAACUCAGCCCCCAUGCAAGCCCAGUUUGUUGCGCAAGAGCAUGCUAGGCGUCACCAAACUGAAUAUCCAUUAGGUGCUGAAACGGUGCUUCAGUCUACUUAUAUGGAUGCUCAAUUCACUGGACAGUGUUGGGGAAGACGAGAAAGAGAUUGAACUCUAUCACCAACUUACCGGUAAGUCAUUGUGGGCGAAGGCAGGCAUGCAUGCUCGAAAGUGGGUAUCAAAUUCAGCCAAAGUAAUGACAGUCAUACCAGAAGAUGACCGAGCCACGGAAAUGAACAUAGGGACAAUAAAGAUGUAGUCACAACAACACGUGGCCUACAGUGGAACAGCACCAAAGAUGUAUUGGCAGUACCUGCAACACCGGCUCCAUUUGACUACCUGAUUGCUAAGAGGAAUGUCUUGAAGAAGAUUGGGACUGUCUUUGAUCCACUUGGUCUUGUAAGCCCUUUCAUCGUGCAAGCAAAGAUUAUGCUCCAAGAACUGUGGAGUCGAGGUUAUGAUUGGGACGAAGAAGUCCAGGAUGAAGUGGCUAAUCAUAUUCAGCUAUGGCUCUUACAGCUAUCGAGUCUGGCAAACAUCAGCAUUCGCCGUUAUCUGCAUGACCAGAAGCCAGUGAAAUCAAAGGAAGUGGUGACCCUUGUUGAUGCCUCACAACAGGCGUAUGGAGCUUUAUCAUACUUACGAUGCAGGUAUGAGGAUGGUACAGUAACCUCACGGCUAAUCAUCUCAAAGAGUAAAGUUGCUCUGCUCACCCCCAUCACCGUACCGAGGCUGGAGUUAAUGGCAGCCAUAGUAGGGUUCAGGUUAACCCAGUGCGUAUCCAGAACUCUAGGACUACCUAUAAAGGCUGCAACUUUCUAUUCAGACAGCACGGACGUGCUUUGGUGGAUUGGUGGGAAAGGAAGAGAUUUCCGGCCCUUUGUUGCAAAUUGCAUUGGAGAAAUACAACUUAGCACUGAACCAUCUCAGUGGCAUGUUUCCACCAAUGAGAACUCAGCAGACCUGUGUUCUAGAGGAACAAGCGCCGUUGAACUUGCAGGGUCCCAACUAUGGUGGAAUGGUGCUGAGUGGUUAAUGAAAGCAAGGAACGAAUGGCCAAAGAUGCAGCUAGCAGAAAGCCCAAAAGUCAUGCCAGAAAUGAAGUCAGUAAAGAAACAGGAAACCAAGAUUAUCACAUGUGUGGCAGUGCAGGCAAACCAACCUCCAACUGUGGUCAGGCCAAGUCAAGCUACUGGCUGGAGACUGAGCCCAACGUGCUUCUCAAACUGGAUCCGAUUAAUACAUAUACAUGCCGGAGUAAGAAGGGUUCUACACAAUAUGUCAAAGAUGGGAGAAAAACAGACCAGUGAGGCGUUGUCGCCCCAAGAGAUCAGGGAGGCUGAGGAAGAAGUGGUGCAAUUGUGUCGGCGAGAAGCCUUUUGUAAUGAGUACAAGGCUCUAGUGUCUAGGAAACCGAUGCCGUUGAAGAGUCCACUAAUCAAGUUGAACACGUCUUGGAUGAAGAAGGCUGCAUCCGUUCUAAUGGAAGACUUCGGUUUGCAAAAUACCUGCCAUAUGAUUUGCGUUUUGCAAAGAUAUUGCCUCGAGGACACUGGGUAACAAAACUCAUUGUCAAACACUACCAUGAACAGGCCAAUCAUCACCGCAGGGUACCAACUUUGUCCUGUCACAAGUCAGCGAAAAGUACUGGAUUGUUGCAGCCUGUGAAGAGAUCCUGGAGUGGGAGCGAGAAUGCAACAUGUGCAAACGAAGGAGGGGCAAAGCCACUACACAGAUCAUGGCUCCUAUUCCAGGGAUCCAUCUUAGAUUUACCUUUCCUCCCUUUGACCAAACAGCCGUAGAUUAUGCUAGGCCCUUUACCACUGUGCAAGGCCGAGGAGUGCACCGUCAAAAAAGAUGGCUGUGUCUAUUCACUUGGUUAUCAACUCGUGGGGUCCAUUUGGAAGUGGCAUUUGGUUUAGACAUGGACAGCUUUUUGGAUGCCUUUACACAUUUCACUAACAGAGGAGGGGUGCCAAAGGAGAUGGUCGGGGAUUGUGGAACCAAUUUUGUUGGAGCUGUCAAUGAAUUGAAAGAGCUUUUUAGUGAGUUGGACCAGGACAAGAUUCAGCAAAGUACAGCCCAUCGAGGUGUAAAAUGGAAUUUCAAUCCGCCUGGGGCACCUCACUUUGGUGGCAUCCAUGAAGCAAUGAUAAAAUCAGCUAAGAAGGCUAUCUAUGGAGUAAUUGGGACCAAUAUCGUAACCGAUGAGGAGUUAAUUACCCCAGUGGCAGGGGCUGAAAGUCUGCUCAAUUCGCGACCGCUUACCUACCAGUCAGCCAACCUGCAGGAUAUUGUACCGCUUACUCCAAGCCAUUUCUUGCAUGGUCAGCUGGGUGGCCAGUUCUCACCUGAACCCGUUUAUACCACAGACUUCUGCCCUUGCAAACGUUGGAGAAAGGUUCAGGAGAUAAUUUCUCAAGUGUAAAGGAGGUGGCUGCAGGAGUAUCUUCCGCUGCUAAGCAGAAGGUUGAAAUGGACGCAAGUGGUGAAAGAUCUAAAGGAGGAUGAUGUCGUGCUUGUUUUGGAUUCAAAACUGCCCGGAGGACAAUGGCCUCUAGGACGCACCAUUGAGACCUAUCCAGGUAGAGAUGGCUAUAUCAGAGUCGCCAAGAUCCAAUGUGGAGCAAAUACCGUUGUGGGACCGAUUCACACACUAGUGCCUUUACAGGAAAGCUAGGACAGAUGUAGUGAACCUUUUUUCCGCUGUUGUUCAUUUUUUCUCCUUUUCUAGAGUUACCUCCCAGUAUGGGGAGGGGGAAAUGGACAGAAUACCUUUUAGGACUAGUAAUACGUUUCACGCAAUUCAGUAUGUAAUGUAAUCAUCAGAUUUCAGCCUUGUUACGUAAUCAUCAAGUUAAAGUUUUGAUUGACAGUUUUAUAUUUGCAGAGAGCUAACACGCGGUUAGAAGUGAAGCAGAUUUUAGUUCGAAUGGAGAAGUCGUGUAACCGUCGUUGUAAAGGGAAACUUUCGCAUUAAACCGUUGCCAAAAUCGUGUGUUUUGUUUACCGAGUUUCAACGUAGCAACAGAUACUCUACUAAAAAUGUUAAAAAUUCUUUCAGCUGUAACAUCUCAUUAUUUCUUUAAACCUCUUUCUCAAAGCGAUGCUUGGUGCACAACCGUUCAUAUGAAAAUGAGAUUUCAUUCACUUGCAAAUUAAACUCAUUUUCAUAUGAAUGGUUUUGCACCAAGCCUCGCUUUGAUGGAGAGCCUUAGGUGAACUCCGAAAUGGGCUAUUUUUUCAUACCCAAAAUGUUUAAUGCUCUCUACUCAAACAUUUUUUCUCAUGAUAUCUACAAUACUAUCUGUGGAAAGACUACAGCCUUUCCUUCCCUAUCCCUUUGCCAAUUACCUAUGCCAAUUUCAUUAUAUUUUAUUUUUGAGACACCAAUACUUCUACCGUUUGGCAUUGUCCUGCAGGAUCCAAAUUUGUGGCCAGAACCUAAGAGGUAAACUAAAGGCCAUAACUCUGAAAACAAGCUUGGGAAAUUCAAAUAAACUUUUCAUCUCAUCCAGAAUGCACUUACACAUUAUUGGUUGAAUUCAAUUCCUGUUUUAGGUUUGAUCCUGAUCGUUUCAGCCCUGAGAACAUCAAACAGCUUCCAAGCCUUGCUUACCAGCCAUUUGGCUUUGCUGGGAAACGAAAGUGUCCUGCAUGGCGGUUCUCAAUUACUGAGAGACUGGUGUUUUUGUCCGUUCUCAUCAGACGAUUCAAGUUUCAUCUUGUAGAAGGGCAGGAAGUGAAACCUGUCCAUCAGCUGGUGACGUCACCAGCAGAGGAGAUCUGGGUCACAGUGACUGAGAGAUAA
Messenger RNA from Porites lobata, 15918 nucleotides. NCBI's taxonomy places the organism in Eukaryota, Metazoa, Cnidaria, Anthozoa, Scleractinia, Poritidae. The record is from the annotation of a GenBank genome assembly.